AACACAAACGGUGAGUUACUGCUUUAUUCAUCAUUUAUCUUCAGAACAUUCAGUCAUUUAACAUUCAGAAUAUAAACAUAAUAUGAAAAUGUUUCUAUUAUUUUCGUCUAGAUAAAACUGAUCUCUGCUGUGAUCUACUGAGGAGAAGAUGGCAACGAUGGUGUUUUUAGCGGUUCUUCUCUCUGUUGUUCUGGUGAGUGGAUGCAGUCAGGAUAAAGACAUGCCAGUCGACUGUUCUGACCUUUAUAAAUCAGGACAAACAGUCAGUGGGAUUUACUCCAUCUAUCCAGCAGGAGACAUUCCUGUCUGGGUUUACUGUGAGAUGAUCUCAGAUGGUAAAGAUGAGGACAAAGGAGCAUGGACGGUGAUUCAGAGGAGAAUGGACGGCAGUGUGAAUUUCUAUCGGCCGGGGAAUCAGUUCAAGAGAGGAUUUGGGAAUGUGGAGGGAGAAUACUGGCUGGGGCUGGAGAACAUGUACCAGCUGACACGUAAGAACAAGUACAUGCUGAGAGUGGAUCUGGAGGACUUCACCGGAAGGAAAGGUUUCGCUCUGUACUCGUCCUUCUCUGUGGAUUGUGAAACUGAUGGAUAUAAACUACAAGUUUCAGGGUUCAAGGAUGGAGGAGCAGGCGACUCUAUGACCCACCAUAAUGGACAGAAGUUCACCACCUUUGACAAGGACCAAGACGCCAAUGAAAAAAACUGUGCCAAAGUGUAUCUUGGGGCAUUUUGGUACAAUAACUGUCACACUGCAAACCCCAAUGGUGUGUAUUUAUGGGGAGACGAUCCCACACUUUUCGCCGUUGGAAAUGUUUGGUACACAUGGAAGACCAAUUUUUCUGUUGGUAUGAAAUCCAUCAGCAUGAAGAUCAGACGUGUGUCUUAGACAUUUGAAGAAACAUUACAGUCUUUCUCAAAAACAAAUAACAAAUCAAAGUAAGGUUUAAGAGUUUCCUUUCCUCUCUAUACUGUGUAACUUUGGAAAUCUGUUGUGGUGUGUAAUUUUAUUAAUUCUUCUUUUUUGUUUUGGGUCACUUCUUUAAAUGUACAACUUAAAAUGUAAACUUUAUUAAACUGCAGCAAUGAAAGACA
This is a messenger RNA of Cyprinus carpio (common carp), 1092 nucleotides long. RefSeq names its product microfibril-associated glycoprotein 4-like. Gene Ontology annotation, biological process: elastic fiber assembly. Lineage: Eukaryota; Metazoa; Chordata; Actinopteri; Cypriniformes; Cyprinidae. The record is from RefSeq and is a predicted model, not a curated record.